AUGAGUGCAGAGAGAAAAGGCAUCAACUUUGGUGAAAUGAAUGCGGGUCAAGGUGAGAGAGGAGCAAUGCAGAAGCGUAGGACGGUUUCAUUGGGAAAACUGAGAAGGUUCCUCGGUGCAACCAUAUGCUCAAUAGCUGUAACGUCUCUCUUCUUUGUUCAUGUACACUUAUCCACUUCCCCCAAUGAUCACAAGUUCAAUGACAAGAUCACCACGUUUCAUGACCGGCAAAGCUGGACUCAAGAACUCGCUCCUCCCCAUUUAUCCAUGGAUCGACUUUCUGCUCCCGAGUUACAUGAUUCAAGAGGGGAUUCAGAUUAUGAGAAACUGUGGAAGCCUCCACCAAAUAGUGGGUUUCUACCCUGUACCAAGCCUACUGCUAAUUACACAACUCCUGCGGAAUCACGAGGUUACCUUUUAGUUCAAACAAAUGGUGGGCUCAACCAAAUGCGUGCUGGGAUAUGUGAUAUGGUAGCCAUAGCUCGUAUCAUAAAUGCCACUCUUGUAAUUCCAAAACUUGAUAAAAGAUCAUUUUGGCAAGAUUCUAGCAUUUUCUCUGAUAUCUUUGAUGAAGAGUGGUUCAUUAGUUCUCUAGCUAAUGAUGUAAAAAUCAUUAAGAAGCUUCCCCAAAAACUGGUUAACGCAACCAGAAUCUUCAAGUCAUUCACAAGCUGGUCUGGUAUGGAUUACUACGAGAAAGAGAUUGCUGCCAUCUGGGAUAGAUUCAAAGUUAUUAAAGCUUCCAAAUCUGAUUCUCGGCUAGCAAAUAACAAUCUACCUCCAGAUAUUCAAAAGCUUCGCUGCCGUGCUUGUUAUGAAGCUCUUCGUUUCUCUUCUCGCAUUGAACAAAUGGGAAAAAUGUUGGUGGAGAGGAUGAGGUCAUUUGGUCCUUAUAUUGCAUUACAUUUACGUUAUGAGAAGGAUAUGCUUGCAUUUAGUGGGUGCACACAUGAUUUAGCUAAAUCCGAGGCUGAGGAGCUACGGAUUAUUAGACAGAAUACUACUUAUUGGAGAAGAAAGCACAUUGAUCCCAUAGAAGAGAGGUCCAAAGGGUUUUGUCCAUUAACUCCAAAGGAAGUUGGAAUUUUUCUCACUGCUCUUGGAUACCCAUCAAAGACUCCAAUAUAUAUUGCUGCUGGGGAGAUAUAUGGGGGUGACUCCCAUAUGACUGAACUCCAAUCCCGCUAUCCAUUGUUAAUGAGCAAGGAAAAGUUGGCAUCCAUUGAGGAGCUUGAACCCUUUUCUAAGCAUUCAUCUCAAAUGGCUGCUCUUGACUAUAUUGUAUCGGUUGAAAGUGAUGUGUUUUUGCAUUCUUACCCUGGAAACAUGGCAAGGGCUGUUGAAGGCCAUCGUCGUUUUCUUGGGAGUGGAAGAACAAUAUCUCCAGAUAGGAAAGCUCUUGUUCGUCUGUUUGAUAAACUUGCAAACGGAUCAAUGACUGAGGGGGAAAAACUAUCAAAUACAAUUAUUGAUCUCCACAAAAGACGGCUUGGUUUCUUGAGGAAGAGAAAAGGGCCCAUUUCUGGAACAAAGGGCUUGGACAGAUUUCGCUCAGAGGAAUCAUUUUAUGCAAAUCCUUUGCCUGAUUGUUUAUGUCAGACACCAUCACCACGUACAAACGCUUCUUUCUGA
Molecule: messenger RNA, 1632 nt
Organism: Gastrolobium bilobum
Lineage: Eukaryota; Viridiplantae; Streptophyta; Magnoliopsida; Fabales; Fabaceae
Product: O-fucosyltransferase 7-like
Exons: 12
Coding region: 1-1632 (543 amino acids)
Cellular component (GO): cytoplasm
Source: RefSeq, a predicted model, not a curated record